UUUGACAGUGCUGAAACCGCUUCUUAUGGUUUUCUUGCUUUGUUACUUACCUGCCAAUUACCUUUAAAUCUUCAAAUAAGAGACGCUAUAAGCCUCUCCCUCAGGGUGGGAAGGUUACCUUGCACACACAUGCAAAUUAAGGGAAAAAAAGCAGUUCCUAAAAUGUAAUGAGCUUCUUUUUUUGCAGUCACUCUGGACACAGGACCGAUGCUUCCUGUACCCUGAUGCACUGCAAUAUUUGCUUCACUGAGAAUGCCUCCACUCCUGGUUAACAGCAGUUCACAUGAACAGGAUGCUAUAUAUUAUGCACCAGAAUCCAUUGGCUCCCUGGUUAUCUUCAUCCUCGUUUUCAUCAUAGGUAUCCCAGGCAAUGGGUUGGUUAUCUGGGUAGCUGGUUUGAAAAUGAAGAGGUCUGUGAACAUCAUCUGGUUCCUAAACCUUGCUGUGGCUGACUUCAUGUGCUGCUUGUCUCUGCCAUUCUUCAUUGUUCACUUGUUCCUCAACGAACACUGGCCAUAUGGUUGGUUUCUCUGUAAAGUCAUCCCAUCAGUCAUAAUCUUCACCAUGUUUGCUAGUGUUUUCCUACUUACGGUGAUCAGCAUCGACCGGUGCCUCCUAGUGAUGAAACCCGUCUGGUGUCAAAAUCAUCGAACAAUUAAGUUUAUUUCACUACUAUGCAGUGGCAUUUGGAUCCUGGCCUUUAUUUUCUGCUGUCCUGUCUUUCACUACCGCAACACGAUCACUGAUGGUGGAAAAACUGAGUGUGGGUACAGUUUUGGAGAUUAUGAAAUACUAGAAUAUAUGGAUGACAGUUAUCCUGUAACUGGGUUAUUGGAAGAAUACUCACCUUUAGUACCAGCUGUCACAUAUGUUGGCACCAUCUUUGCUCAUCAGCCUACUGAUAGUUAUAGUUACCUAGAUUUUCAAGCAAACAGCAUAUCCACCAACAAAGGCAUAAUUGCAGAAGCUCACCUUUCUCAUGCCACUGUAGAUGUGAACUCCUUGUUAAAUUCGACUGCCUAUCCUGACAUCAGGCUAUUGGAAUCUCAGAGUGAUCUACCUAAUACCAACUUGCCUGUACCAUCCAACAGUGACUUCAAUUUAAACCUACUUGAUCCUCCUCUUGAUUUGCUUGAUUUUGACAGUGUCUUCAGUGGUAAUGAUUAUGCCAUGCCCUUUCCUUUAACUGUAAUAACUAUUACUAGGGCUGUCUUUGGCUUCAUACUUCCCUUCUGCAUAAUGGCAGUUUGCUAUGCUCUUAUUGCUUUCAGGAUGCGUGCAAGUAAUUAUCGUAAGCCACAAAGCAAGAUGCUGAGAACUAUCAUUCUUGUGGUAGUUGCAUUUUUUGUCUGCUGGGCUCCCUACCAUAUAGUUGGGAUUCUGUCCCUUGUGGCUACUCCUGGUACAGAACUGAAGGAGUCACUGAUCCUCUGGGAUCAUCUCUCUGUAGCACUCGCAUAUGCUAACAGCUGCAUCAACCCUCUGUUGUAUGUUUUUGUGGGGCGGGACUUCAGGGCAAAGGCAAGGCAAUCACUGCAAGGAGUCUUGGAAGGAGUCUUUACUGAUGAACCAACAUGUUCAAGCCCUUACUCUGUUGACAGAAGCAAGACUUCAAAAGAUAAGGAUGUUAGUACCACAGUCUAAUGCAGGACUUCUCAUCAUUACUGCAGAAAGAAUUCUGUACAUCAACAACUCUCCACUUUUUUUUGCUUUAACACAUCUGAUUACUGAACAGAACUGCACACAGGACACAGUGAUGGUUCACAUCAGAUCUGCUAAUCUGCUUUAUAUCCUACUAUAGCAAGAUGGGAAGUUGGAAAUACUAAGAGUAAUCUCUUGUGAAAGACCAGUGAAGCAAGAGACCCAGCAUACAUUAAAGAGUAAAGAAGGCUUGCAGAAUGGUUUGUAGUGCAGUCAUGUACUUCAAUUUCUGAACUGCUGAAUAACAAAAUAAUCAGUUAUUCACAUAAGUCUAUUAAAGAUGUUCUGCAUCUCCUGUCUCUGAUAAAAUGCAGGUGAAACCAACACUGAUGUCUCUCCUCUGACUAUACUUGGUUCUGAAAAUUUUUUUUUCUGAAGAUACUUAGAGAGAGAAGUGCUACAUUUUACUACAGCAUUGCAUAGGAACAACACAUACUCCAGUCAGCUGCACUGAACUGAUUUUCAUUCUCUGGUAGAUGUACAAGAUAUCAUUUUUAUCCCAGGAAAUACAUAAUUGUACAGUGGUAACUGCACUAAUUCUCAUGCUGUAACUAUGUUCAUUAGUAUGUACUCACUGGCUCCUCAGCACUCCUACCAUUAGUGUCCUAAACUUUCCUUUAAGGUGGUGUUUGAGACUGCCCAAAUAUUCCUACUGUAUUUUAGCUUAUUGCAAGCAGAGUUUGAGGAGCUUCUCAGCCACAGUGUAGUUUUCACAGCUUUUCUGGCCAAGAUGAAAGUUGAAAGAUGCACUGGUCUCAGUGCUGGGAAAACAGACAGCUGUUAGGACUUCUGACUCUUGAUAACCAGAAAAGUCUCAGUUGCAAUGUACACUUAAGUGGAGGCUGUUAAUUUAGUAAUGUCCACACCCAAAUUUUCUUUUCAAGGUAACUGGUAAACAGGAACCAAGCCCACAUGCUAGACGCAGCCAAAAGAAAUGCAAUACUGGCAUGAAAGUGUUAAACCGUAAACACUUUUAUUUAAGAAAGCAUGCACAAAAAUAAAUUUGUGAUACCUCUCUGCCUGACCCUUGACACAAAGCACUGUGAGUUGCUACUGUGGAGCUUUAAGAACUCUGCAUGGCAGGUUUGAUUCCCUUCACUCCCCACAACUGGUAUCAGUGCAGAGACCCAAAUAGGCAACCCAAUGCCUUCCCAUCCACUGGCAAUUUACAUGUUAUUCAGGGGCAGAGGAAUGAGUCACAAGAUUUGACAUGUAUUUACAUAUGCAAGUGAUGGUUGUAAUGGAUGGAUGCAAGUAAUACGCAGAUGAUGUAAAUAUGCAAAAUGUGGGCACAAGCAUUCGUGGAAGGAGUCAUCUUUCUUUUUUCUUCCAGUGGUUUCAGAUUUCCAUGGGCCCAGCUCUGCAAUAUGAUCUGCAAAGCGCUAACUGGCACCAACUACAGGUUGUUUUUGGUGCCACAUUCCACAGAAACCCAAUCACACAUGCUUCCAUGCUGCAUCGUUACCAUCCCGAAUUGGAGGCAGCACAGACAACAGCUAACUCCAUGUUAAAGUUGGCUCUGGGAUCCCUCAUUCCUCAUACUCAAUGAUAUCCCCACCCAACACACACACAUAAAAAAAAAAAAAAAAAAAAAGAAAUGUCACACUUCCACCUCUUUCCUUCAGUCAGAAUAGAGGUUUUUACCUUCUUUGCCCCAGGUUUGUCAAAGCCACCAUGCUGUUUUAUUUCUGUCUUGUUCCCCUUACUGAUAAACAAGGAAUAAAAGUUGGGAUGGGCUUUACAAAAUACUAAAAUGAAAUAAGAGGUUUGACAGAACACAACUGUACAAGAAAAAAAAAAACAAGAGAGGGAACAAAGGAUACAGGUUAGGGAAGGAAGAAUUUUGGCACACACUCCUGUAUCUUUUUUGCUUUCCUGAUUUGCUAGCAGAAACAAUUAAUUGGGGUUCACACUCUAUUCCAUCAUCCCCUCCAGGUGAACUGCAAGGAGUCUGAACCCUCCUCCCCCCCCCAGUCCCCUUUUUCUAUACUAUACAUGAUACAUGCUUUACAGUUACCUCUUACCUGGGUGAUUAUAUCCUUGAGAGUCCAGGGUAGAAAUCAGACACGAUGGAGUUGGAUCAGAGAAGAGAUGAGGAGGCUGGGGUGCCCUUGACCAUAGGAUUUCUCUGUGGAAUGAAAUGAAACAAGCUGUUAAUGGUCUAGACAGCUGUCUUGAUCCUGACUAGUUUGUAUUUCAGCCAUAGAGCAGCUCACUCUAACCUGCAGAAUACUGAGAUGUUCAGUCGCCUGUCCUAACCAAAAGCUACAGCUUGGUCAAGAAUCUCAUUCUUGGCACCUGCAGAAGUUUCUCUUAUUAUUUUGAAGGACAUUUUUUCAUCCAGAAAUACCAGAAGAUGGCUCAAAGUUUAUUUUUUACUGUGCUGUGCUAACUCAAGUUAUGGCAGAUAGCUGUACGCAUUUUGAUACAUUGGCUAAACAUAGUCCUGUGAACAGCAAAAAAUAUGCAGACUUGUUUCUGUUUUGAUAAAGGAGUUUUAGAAUAGGUUUCAAGAUUGCUGAAAGAAAUAAUCAAAUUUUUGCUAUACUUACAACUCCACUUUCAUUCAACAUAAAUAUAUUUUUCAGAUUGAAUAUGUAGAGUUGAAGUCAGACAUUCAACGCAAAAAUGGGGUAAUGGCUCUUUAUCAGACUUUUUCAAGAGGAAAAUAUCCCUCUCUUCACAAUCACUCUCUAUUCAUGUCAUAUUCAUGUCAUUGGGCAGUGUGCACAUUUGUGAACAACUGCUGUCAAGAAUGAGGCACAGGAAGAAUAAAAUUUCAUCAAAAAUCUCUGAUGAGCACCUUGAGAACUCACUACGAAUUGUGACCACGGCCACUGAACCAGACUGAUGUGUUAGUUUGAAAAAAUAAAGUGACAUAUACCAUUAGUUUUAUGCUUUUGUUGCUCUCUUUUUAAAACUGUACUAAUAGAAGUAUUAAAAAUUAAAAUUCGUUUUGUUAAGUAUUUAUUAACUAUAUUAUAUUUGGCUGCUCCAAAAGUAAUGCCUCUUGUUUUAUUAUGUUGGCCCAUGACAUCAGAUACAUACAUUGGUGGUAUGGCAGUAGAGCCUGACCCCUCCUACCAAUAUUCCAUUACAUUUUGUUGUCAUGAAACAUGUAGCAGUGGAGGGGCAGUUUGACAGAGUGAUGUUUGACAAGGAAGUGCAUACGCAGCAAGGGAAUACCAUUGAAUUCCUCCAUAUGGAAAGAAAGGCAGCCAGUGAUAUUUGUCAUUGUUUGCUGAAUGUUUAGGGAGAUAAAACCAUAGAUAUGAGCACAGUGAGGUGGUGGGUGGUGCAUUUCAGCAGUGGUGACAGUGACAGUGAGUCACCUCAGCUGCUGCCAGUUUUGAGGAACAUGGCUUGCAGGCUCUUAUUUACUGAUGGUGAAAAUAUGUAGCUAAUAGUGGCAAGUAUGGUACAAAUUAUUCUUCUAUAGCUGAGAAUUUUCUCUAUCAAGCAGAGUUACUGUACUCAUUGUAUCUAUUGUAGUUUCCAUGGAAAUACAUGAGGCAUUACUUACAGAGCAACCUAUGAAUAUGCAGCCCAAAACAAUUCCUCUUCAGCCAGUGAGGCCCAGACAAGCCACAAAGUUGGAAGCACAUGACUUAAGCUGUCUGGAUCCAGCAUGUAAUCUUAAAGAAGUCAAGGAAACAUCUACUUUGAUGCUUUUGCAAUGUAAGCAAGUUAAAAUUUUCUUGGCAAAAGGC
Molecule: messenger RNA, 5411 nt
Organism: Tympanuchus pallidicinctus (lesser prairie-chicken)
Lineage: Eukaryota; Metazoa; Chordata; Aves; Galliformes; Phasianidae
Product: C3a anaphylatoxin chemotactic receptor-like
Exons: 2
Coding region: 253-1644 (463 amino acids)
Biological process (GO): phospholipase C-activating G protein-coupled receptor signaling pathway; positive regulation of cytosolic calcium ion concentration; inflammatory response
Cellular component (GO): plasma membrane
Molecular function (GO): G protein-coupled receptor activity; complement component C3a receptor activity; complement component C5a receptor activity
Source: RefSeq, a predicted model, not a curated record